Messenger RNA from Penicillium odoratum, 1734 nucleotides. RefSeq names its product fungal specific transcription factor domain-containing protein. The transcript has a single exon. The coding region runs from base 1 to 1734 and encodes 577 amino acids. Gene Ontology annotation, biological process: regulation of transcription by RNA polymerase II; DNA-templated transcription. Lineage: Eukaryota; Fungi; Ascomycota; Eurotiomycetes; Eurotiales; Aspergillaceae. Gene Ontology annotation, molecular function: DNA-binding transcription activator activity, RNA polymerase II-specific; RNA polymerase II cis-regulatory region sequence-specific DNA binding; zinc ion binding. Gene Ontology annotation, cellular component: nucleus. The record is from RefSeq and is a predicted model, not a curated record.
AUGCACAAGACUCGAGUAUUUGGACAGAGUCACUGGAUUCAUGGCGUCGCUCAGGUAAGCACCAAACACUGCAGGCCGAACACAAUUAACCGAGACCAGUUGCAGGAUAUCUUACACCAGUGUGAGCCUAUUAUGUUCAGGGAGAAUUCGAAGGCUAUUUUGGAUUUGAAAAAGUGCAAAUAUCUUGGGAAAAUCAUCAAAGAUCAACGAACACCCCCGUGGCCAACUGCCCCGAUGUCGGAGCUGCCUCCGAAGGACCUGGCAGAUGCGCUCGUUGAUAUCUAUCUCCGCACCUUUGAGUCCAGGUACCGUGUGCUACAUAUUCCGACAUUCCGCCGCGACUAUGAGGCACUGUGGGGAACCGAAGAUCGCGAUCUGGAAUUUGUCUUGCAACUGAAGUUAGUCAUGGCUAUCGGGGCCGUUAUAUACGAUGAGAAUUACUCCUUGCGAGCGAGUUCGAUUCGCUGGAUAUACGAGGCACAGACAUGGAUAGCCGAGCCAGAUUUCAAAGCUCGACUCACAACUCAGUUCAUUCAAACAAACAUCCUCCUGUUAUUGGCAAGGGAGGUUGUUGGGGUCAGUGGAGGAUUGGUUUGGAUCUCUGUUGGAGAACUCCUUCGAACUGCAAUCUACAUCGGGCUACACCGAGACCCUUCAUAUCUCCCAAGAAUCAGCAUCUUUGAUUCCGAGAUACGUCGGCGACUCUGGAACACCAUCAUUGAAAUGGCCCUGAACGCGAGUUUAGAGUCUGGUGGACCUCCCCUGUUGAGCUUUGAUGACUUCGAUACUCAUCCACCGGGUAACUUUGAUGAUGAGGAUAUCAUGGCUGAAGAUCCGAUGCCAAAGCCGGACGGAACUUUCACUCAGAUGUCAAUCCCGCUCGCCCUUCGAAAGAUGUUCGAGGCUCGUCUUGGUAUUGCGAAAUCCUUGAAUUGGAUUGGCAUGCACAGCUGUUACGAAGAAGUGCUACGCCUGGAUGUGAAUCUUCGCACUUCAUACAAGCUGGUCUGUCGCACACUAGACAGUUAUCAUUCCAGUAGAUCGCCAUCUCCCUUCAAAACUCGAACACUCGAUUUUAUCGUACGUCGCUACCUUUUAGCACUUCAUAUCCCCUUCUUCCCAGCAUCUUUCGAAGACACCGCAUAUGCAUUUUCCAGAAAGAUAGUCGUGGACACGGCGCUUCAAGUUCGGUGCACCACCAACCCAUCUUCGGGAAUAAUGGUAACUAGACACGACAAUCAAACUCCAUCAGAUGAUCUCUCUCGACUCACGAUAUGUGGAAUGGGACCCCUGCGCUUGAUAACCCUCCAAUCCUGUUUUCUCAUAGCAACCGAACUCCGAAAACAACUACAAUACGAAGAUAAUCUUGGAUCUAUCCCCCUUCGUCGUGACCUUCUGACUGUCGUCGAGGAUUCACGGGAAUGGUGUUGGAAGUGCUUGGUUGUCGGCGAGACUAAUACAAAGGGGUAUCUGAUGUUGGCGCUCAUAAACACGCAGAUCCAUGCGCUUAUGUCAAGGAUCCCGGAUGAUGAGUUUCCGAAACUUCUUAUGCGGUCGGCUGAGGAGAAUUUGGCGAAAUGUUUAGCAUUGUUUGAGGAAAGAGUUGGAAAGGGUGAUGAGGUGCAGGUGGGAUUAGAUGGGAUCAAUGAUAUGGUUUUCGAAGGUCUGCUUGGCUCGAAAGGAGAUUGGAACUUCAUGGUAUGGUUCAUGUCGCAUUGUUCUAGCUUUUACUAA